GCGCCCCUUACUGCUGCUCGUGAAGAGAUGCUGCUGCUGAUCAGAGGUGUUCGCGCGCGUUACGGCUGGCGCUCGCUGAUAUUUACACCCAUUCACUGCAUUAUAGAAAAACUGUGAACCGCUGCUGCUGGUUAGGAAAUGGACUUUCAAAAUGGAUUAAUGUUUCUCUGCGGUGAUACGUCUCAAGCUCUAAAUUUGCAACGCCAUAAGAUGAUACUCCUGACUCUGUGGAAAGGAUUUAAACAGUCAUUUUACUGAGGAGAAUUUUUAUGACUUGCGGUUUUCCACAAUUUACCCACAUGCCAGAAAUGCCCCCUUCUGUUAAAUGGUGCAUAAGGUUGGCUGUUUGCUUGUCCUUUGUUCUGGCACUUACCCCCAGGACCAAAGGAUCAUCACUGAAUUGUCACAAAAUGUGCAUAUGUGCCAGUAACAUUGUUAGCUGUUCCAAGAUGAACCUGACAACAAUCCCGUCCGACCUGCCAAACUAUACAGCUGUGCUCGAUCUUAGCUUUAAUGGUAUAAUUGGACUUCGUGCACAAUGGACCAAGCAGAAACUCCCCAAUCUCCACAGCCUUUUACUAAGCCACAAUGGUUUGAAUUUCCUCUCUUCAGAGGCUUUCAUUUUUGUAAAGCAGCUGCGCUACCUGGAUCUGUCGUCCAAUAACCUGCGACAGCUGGACGAGUUCAUCUUUGAGCCCCUGAUACAUCUGGAAGUUUUGCUGCUCUACAACAACCAUAUCUCGCAGAUCGACCGCACUGCCUUCUUGGGCCUCGCCAGCCUGCAGAAGCUCUACCUGAGCCAGAACCAGGUGUCUCGCUUCCCUCUGGAGCUGGUAAAGGACAAGUCCCGACUGGAGAAGCUGAGUCUGUUGGACUUGUCUUCCAAUCGGAUCAAAGUUCUCCCCAUUCAAGAUCUGCAAGGCCUGCCGGCCUGGAUCAAGAAUGGGAUGUAUUUCCACAACAACACACUCAUCUGUGAUUGCGAGUUGUAUAGUAUGAUGGCUCACUGGUAUAUCCGGCGGCUCAAUUCAGCUCUGGACUUUAAGGAUGACCACACCUGUGUGCAUCCUGGCCCAGAAAAGCGAGUGCUCCGUGUGUAUGAUCUGAACACUCAUAUGAACUGCAGCACUUUUCAAGAAACAGAUGAAGAGGCUUAUUUGGAGAAGACACUUAUGCUCCGCUGUGACACCAGACAUCGGGACAUGUCCAAGACCUGGAUGCUACCUGGCAAUGUAAUGGUGUCCCCUGGCAAUAACAAGAGUGCUGUGGUCCUCCCAGAUGGUAGGCUUGAGAUCAAAUCGAUUACACCUGAGGACUCAGGUGUGUACACUUGCUUUGCUGUGAGUGAAUACCUCAAUGAAACACUCUAUGUGGUUGUGAAGGUCCACAACUUCACCAUUAGUGGCAAUAGCGAGUCCCUCAACACAGCUUACACCACUUUGGUGGGCUGCUUGGCUAGCGUGGUCCUGGUCCUUAUCUAUCUGUUCCUGACACCUUGCCGUUGCUUCUGCUGUCCCGAGCAGGGUAAAUCAAAGACUCCCCAUGAAGACAGCAUCCAUUCCUCCAUGCUCAGUGCCACGCCAACUCACGAGGAUAUGGCAAUAAAAGCAGGGCUCAACAGGCAUGUGGCUUUCAUAGACCCUAAGGACCUGCGGGGGCAGAAUGGCAAGGUGAAUCCAAAUGGAGAUGACGAUCUUGAUGAGGAAGCCAUGCAGGGAAAAGGAAAGAGGAAGAAAUCAGUGGCAGACUCGAUUAGUUCAGUAUUUUCUGAUACUCCUAUUGUGGUCUGAGGAAAGGCUGUUAGACAUCGCCAUCUUUGAUGGAUGUUUAUUUUGAGAAAUUUGGCUGGAGACAAUACAUUGAUGUGGCUUUCUUGGACAAAGAGACACAGAAGUUUGCCAUCCUCAGUGUGGCUGUAUCUGCAAAUCCUUUCCAGCAUUUUGAUCUGUAGCACUUAAAUAUAUACUGUGAAAAGGUCUUGCCAUAUUAGUGGACUCUAAACUUGGAGUGUUUAGAUGUUCCUGUGAGUUUAAACCCACUACAUGUGACUAGAGGUAGUCUGGGUAAACAACAAAUGUGUUUUCUCAAUGAUCAGGGUGAAGAACUAGGGAGCUAGGUUUCUAAUUAAGAAACAUUUGAACAUUUAUCCAUCCAGUAUAUAAUCAAGUCAUAAGCAUGAGCUUUGCAGACUGCUAAUGUUAAGGAGAAUAUAGAAUAUUAGAAUGAAUCCUUUGUAGCUAAUAGAUUAUAUUUACCACCUUUAAUGCUAACCAACCAACAUUAUCACUUUAUGUAAAGCCAGAUCCAAUUGGUCAUUGCAGUAGGAGUGAAAAGCACUAUUGAAUAGACAUUAGGUGAAUAAACAGGUUCUACCUUAAAUGUAUUGGUUUCUAUGGAAGAUCAGGUAGGUGUGUUGAAGGAGAAAGUCAAACAGUGAGUAUACUGUGAGUUUACUUUCAAACCUGUUCACUCACAGUAUACUUGUUUUAAAUAUACCAUAAAUAAAUAUACCAUAAAUAAAUAAAAAUAAAUAUACCAUUCAAUAAUUAAAAAAUAUAUAUUUACCAAAUUUUUAUAAAAGUAUGAUAGAAGUCUACAAAAAUGUUUUAUUCUUUUGACUCUGCCAGAUAUACAGUAUGGAAAAUGUUGGCUCUUUGAAUCUAGACUCAUUGAUGCCAGCACUAAUCUUUGAAUUAAAUGUUGGAUAACAUUCACAAUUUCAUAAGAAUAUGGAGUUCUUUCUAUAUGAAACUAAGUAAAUACAUACUUACAGCCAAUAAUUUGUAGUUUUAAUGGGAACUCUUCUCAUAAAAAAAUUAUAAUCUGCACAUUUACAGCUUUUUGAGCUCAUCUGUCAUGACUACCAGAGUGUGAAAUAUUACCAAAAUGCUAAUGACAUCUUUUAAUAGAAUGAGGUGUCCAUCUGCCUGUGUUCUCUUCUCUUAAGCUGAGAUGGUUUCAGCCUGGAUUCAAAAGCCAAAACUGUUUCUGACACAAGUCUGCUCAGACAUCUUCUCACUUUGCAUUCAUUUGCACUUGUGCUGGUUGGAGUCAGUGCUGACUCAUCCAUUGUCAGAAUGGAUAUAAUUUUUCUUGAGCCCCUGGAGCGCCAAUGUAAUCUUCAUCAGAAGAAAAGCCAAAGGCGGAGGGAAUUAUAUUGCAUUUAGUUUGAACCAUUCUUGAUUAGUUGGAUACAUUUUCUGAAUAAAUUAAAAUUAAGGUUGAACUCAGGUCAAAGUGUGUUUACCCGACUAUUUUAACAAAUGUCAAAUGUGGUGAUUAGUUGAUCUGAAUUUUAUGUUGAUGUAUUCUAAAUUAUUACUAGAGGCAAACUGCUGCGAUUUCACAAAGAUCAGUAUUUUAUUUGCUUCAACGAUAACAUAGGAACUAAAGGACAAUGUUGUGACUCAUAAUGAAACUGCAUAAAGCUUGAUGGUGCUGAAGGGAGGUGUGACACCCAUUAGAUCCACCCCACUUCCUGUGUUGUCAUACUUAAAAAAAAAAAAAACACACAGGAUAGUUCGUAGAUAUAUUUCAACCAGGCCCAUUAUGAUACCAAACCUUUUUGUCCCAGAGGAGUUCUCAGAUAGAGGCCAGGAAUUAGUUAUUUUAGAACACCAAAAGACCAGGAUGUAGUCAAAUAUGGACAGUGAUGUCAUAAGGCUAAUUCACACUGGCCCAACAAACACAGAUGUGGGGUUUUGUUAGAUCAGUGUGUUAACCCUUUCGGCAUUUGUUGGAGGAAUGUGAAAAUGACAGUUGUUUCCCAGCAUUCUAAAAACAACGGCCAACAUUAAGAAAUAGAAAACUGAUUCGUGUGGACAUGGCUUUAUAACAUCUGUUCUCAAACUCUAAAUUCUUAGGCCACGUCCACACAAACACAUUUGUGCUGUUUAUGCCUCUCCAUCAAACUAGAACUAUGUUUCCUCCACUGAAAACUGAGAAUUUCGAGAAAAUGCUCUCUAUUACUGUAUACUUUAGAAAACAAUGACGUUAGGAAACAGAUGAAAACAAAAAUGGCUUAUUGUGUUCGUGGCCUUAGAAUCUGAGAAUGCUCAUUUCCAUUUAAUUUGUUCUUGGAAACAAAUCACACAUAUUUGUGCAAUCAUGCGUUAACCAUAACCAUACUGUAUAUUUAUCAAAGGGUCUGGUUUGGUGCAAUAGGAACCAUCUUAAUUUCCCCAGACCUCUUUCCUACGUUACAUUGUAAUUACAUCCUAUUUGAUGAGUGGUUGAAGCUAUUAAAUGGUUGAUAGGUGGAUGAACUCACAAACAGUAUUAUCUCAGGGAGUGGGAAUAACACAUAAUAGCAGCUAUGGCAGACUGCAGUCAUGCACUGGGCAGUUACGGUCUCUUACACAUCUCUCCAGCUGCAAUCCAAAAUUAGUGUGGAGGGGAAAGCCUUACCAUCACAAGCCCUGUGGGAGGAGGCCAGCGAUCACAGAGAUCCUUCUAGCAUGAGAUUGAACAGCCAAGUGCUCCCCCUAAACUACAUCCAGCAACUUUUCGCCUCUUCUGUGUGUUCUUCUGAAAUGUGUGUCAUUGGCUGUUUUGCUACGAGCAGAGUUCUUAUGAAAGUCCACUGUUCAUUACUCAGCAUUUGACAGUACAUUUGUGAUUUUGUAUGUGCAUUGUUUGUUUUGACAGUGUUUAUGAUAUUGUGUCAUUUGAGGUAGCUUUUUUCCCCUUGAGGUUCCAAAGAGGCUGAAUUUCUUGUUCUUCUGUGUAGUGUUGUUCCUAUACAUUUUUCUAGGUUCCAGUUGUGACUAUAAGAUAUUGGUAAACCUAUUUUAAAGGCACUUGACUGUAAAGGUCUUUUCUGUCAUGUAGUAUUUUAAAGUCUAUUUGGUCACAAUUUGUCUAUUAUUUGUUGUUAUUUAGGCACAUAAUGGUAAAUUUUAAGUCAGUAAAUUAAAAUCUCACAGUGAUUGUAUCUACUGAAGUACCAAAACUCUGUUACAUUGAUUAGAAUGGAAAAUGUUAUAUUUCACAUAUGGAAAACAUUAGAACAGCCCUAUAAUAGUAUAUUUGUUCAUUGUGUUUAAAAAUCAGUUGGUACUAGAGACUAGAUCAGGUCCUUUGCUUAUGAACUCUUAAAAUGCUAGAUUGUCAGCAGAAUUCAAAAUGUGAUUAUAUAAAAAACAGGUUAUCCAUGGUUAGUUUUGAGACAGUGCCAAUGAUCUAUAUUGAAGUACUUAACAUCCAGAAUUAUACAGUCUUAUCCCUUACACAAAACAGAGAACUAAACCAACAUAAAUCUAACAGAAUCACAGUAAUGUAGACAUCUGUACAAACAGUGUUGGGCAAUUACUUAUAAAUAGUAAUUCACUACAACUUAAUUAAUUCUCUAAAAUUGUAAUCAGAUAACUUUACUAGUUACUAAAAUUAAAAAGUAAUUUCAUUACUAAUUACUAUUAAAUGACUUUCUAAAACAAUUUUCAGCUCAACAAAUUCAAAAUAAAGUCUAUAUUUCUUUCUAGUUCAUUGUUACUAGUCCUAAACUCAGCAUCUCACAUUUCUGCUUCACUAUGACUCAUUACAGGGUCAUAAUUAAUGUAUUCUACAUUAAAAUAUAUUACAAACAAGCAUAACCCUAUAAUGUACUUAAAAGUAAUUAAAUUAAUUGAAAGUCAGUAACUGUAAUCUGAUUAUAAUCAUUUAAAAAUAUAAUGAAUUACUCUUUUGACUAAAAAGUAUUUAGAUUACAGUAGCUAAUUACUUUGUGAUUGAUUACAAUCAACACUAUACUAUAGAUUACUAUAGCUAAUUACUUUGUGAUUGGAUUACACCCAACACUAUACAAAUACAAAUUUUAGUUUAGUUAUACCAAGUGUCCUGAUAUUCUUGCUACAUAUUGCCAAUAAACUGUUGAAUCUUAAAUAGUUUGAGAGUAAAGGUUUCAGGGUGUUAAAAUGUAUAACUUGUGUCUCUGAGAGUGAAGUACAAUAUAGAGGCAAUGUUUAUCAGGUCCACUAUUAUGAGUAGAGGCCUUGCUGUAAAAGCUUAUUUAGUCUGAAUGUCAAAAAGGAGACUGAUGAGUGUUUGGUGGCGCAUAAUCUUGGGCCUGUUCAUAUAAUGUGUACUACAGUGAAAGGAUUGCUUUGGAUAACCCUGAAAUAGAUUUGAGAUCAGUAGUCCUCCCCCAUAUGUAUUCUCCAUCAAUAAUAU
Messenger RNA from Xyrauchen texanus (razorback sucker), 6168 nucleotides. RefSeq names its product amphoterin-induced protein 1-like. Bases 270 to 1790 code for a protein of 506 amino acids. The record is from RefSeq and is a predicted model, not a curated record. Lineage: Eukaryota; Metazoa; Chordata; Actinopteri; Cypriniformes; Catostomidae. The transcript is spliced from 2 exons. Gene Ontology annotation, molecular function: protein binding. Gene Ontology annotation, biological process: brain development.